AGGACGGCGGGCCCGCCGGCAAGUUCUGGGAGAGCCCCGACACCGUGUCCCAGCUCGACUCGGUCCGCGUGUGGCUGGGCAAGCACUACAAGAAGUACGUUCAGGCAGAUGCUCCCACCAAUAAAACACUGGCUGGGCUGGUGGUGCAGCUGCUGCAGUUCCAGGAAGAUGCCUUUGGAAAACAUGUCACCAAUCCUGCCUUCACAAAGCUUCCUGCAAAGUGCUUCAUGGAUUUCAAAGCUGGAGGUACAUUAUGUCACAUUCUUGGUGCUGCUUACAAAUAUAAGAAUGAACAGGGCUGGAGGAGGUUUGACCUGCAGAAUCCCUCGCGGAUGGAUCGGAACGUGGAGAUGUUCAUGACCAUUGAGAAAACACUAGUGCAGAACAACUGUCUGAGCAGACCAACCAUCUACCUCAUUCCUGACAUUGAGCUGAAGCUGGCAAACAAACUGAAGGACAUUGUCAAACGGCACCAGGGAACAGUCACUGAAGAGAAAUCCAAGGCCACCCACCAUGUUUAUCCCAGUCCUACCUCAAUGGAUGAUGAUGAAUGGUUGAGACCUGUGAUGAAGAAAGACAAGCAGGUGCUGGUACACUGGGGCUUCUUCCCAGACAGCUACGACACCUGGGUUCAUGCCAAUGAAAUAGAUGCUGAGAUUGAGGACCCUCCAAUUCCUGAGAAGCCAUGGAAGGUCCAUGCCAAGUGGAUUUUGGACACAGACGUGUUCAACGAGUGGAUGAACGAGGAGGAUUAUGAGGUGGAUGAGAACAGGAAAUCCGUGAGUUUCCGCCAGAGAAUCUCCAUGAAAAAUGAAGAGCCCGUGCGGAGUCCAGAGAGGAGGGACAGGAAAGCAGCUGCCAGCACAAGGAAGAGAAAACAUUCCCCUUCUCCACCCCCCACCCCUGUGGAGUCCAGGAAGAAGACAGGGAAGAAAGGGCAAGCAGCUUUGUAUGGGAAAAGGAGGGGGCAGAAAGAAGAGGAUGAACAGGAAGAUCUUACCAAGGACAUGGAGGAUCCCACACCAGUCCCCAACAUAGAAGAAGUGGUACUUCCCAAAAAUGUGAACCCCAAGAAGGACAGUGAGAACACGCCGGUGAAGGGAGGCACCGUGGCAGACCUGGAUGAACAGGACGAGGAGACAGUGGCCACUGGAGGAAAGGAAGAUGAAGAUCCCAACAAGGGUGACCAGAGUCGCUCCAUUGAUCCGGGGGAGGACAAUGUCACAGAGCAGACCAACCACAUCAUCAUCCCCAGCUAUGCAUCCUGGUUUGACUACAACUGCAUCCACGUGAUCGAACGUCGGGCGCUUCCCGAAUUCUUCAACGGGAAAAACAAGUCCAAGACUCCAGAGAUAUACCUGGCCUACAGGAACUUCAUGAUCGACACGUACCGGCUGAACCCUCAGGAGUACCUGACCAGCACAGCCUGCAGGAGGAACCUCACGGGGGACGUGUGUGCCGUCAUGAGGGUCCACGCUUUCCUGGAGCAGUGGGGCCUCAUUAACUACCAGGUGGACCCCGAGAGCCGCCCCAUGGCCAUGGGGCCGCCCCCCACCCCUCACUUCAACGUGCUGGCCGACACCCCCUCGGGGCUGAUGCCCCUGCACAUCCGCACCCCACAGGUUCCAGCUGCUCAGCAGAUGUUGAGUUUUCCAGAGAAGAACAAGGAGAAGCCAACUGACCUGCAGAACUUUGGCCUUCGCACAGACAUUUACUCAAAGAAGACUUUAGCCAAGAGUAAAGGUGCAAGUGCUGGGAGAGAAUGGACAGAGCAGGAGACGCUGCUGCUCUUGGAAGCCCUGGAGAUGUACAAGGACGACUGGAACAAGGUGUCGGAGCACGUGGGGAGCCGCACGCAGGACGAGUGCAUCCUGCACUUCCUGCGCCUGCCCAUCGAGGAUCCCUACCUGGAGAACUCGGACGCGUCCCUGGGCCCCCUGGCCUACCAGCCCGUGCCCUUCAGCCAGUCGGGCAACCCCGUGAUGAGCACGGUGGCCUUCCUGGCCUCGGUGGUGGACCCUCGCGUGGCCUCGGCCGCCGCCAAGGCCGCCCUGGAGGAGUUUUCCCGGGUCAGAGAGGAGGUGCCUCUGGAGCUGGUGGAAGCUCAUGUGAAGAAGGUCCAGGAGGCAGCACGAGCCUCUGGGAAGGUGGAUCCAACCUACGGCCUGGAGAGCAGCUGCAUCGCCGGCACGGGCCCGGACGAGCCGGAGAAGAUGGAUGCAGCUGAAGAGGAAAAGAUGGAAACAGAGGCAGAAGGGCAGCAGGCUGAGAAGGUGGAAAACAAAGCAGAGGCUGAAACUGAGGAAGCAGAGAAAGUUCCAGAAGGAGAAAACGAGAGAAAUGCAGAAAAAGAGCCUGAGGGGGAAGUGGCUGCAGAGCCCAAGUCAGAGGAGAAGGAGGCAGAGGAGAACAAGGAGAAUGUUGAUGGGAGCAAAGACAAAGAGAGCGGCUCGGAAGGAAACGUCGCCACAGCUGCAGCUGCUGCCUUGGCCUCUGCUGCCACCAAAGCCAAGCACCUGGCGGCCGUGGAGGAGAGGAAGAUCAAGUCCCUGGUGGCCCUUUUGGUGGAAACCCAGAUGAAGAAGCUGGAGAUCAAACUGCGCCACUUUGAGGAGCUGGAGACCAUCAUGGACCGGGAGAAGGAGGCAGUAAGUGGGUUUGGGGGUUGGACCACCCCCUGCAGGGAUCCUGUGUGCCAGCAGCUGGGAACCCGGGCAUUCCGGCUGCUCCUCACCAGCUGGGAACCCGGGCAUUCAGGCUGCUCCUCACCAGCUGGGAACCCGGGCAUUCCAGCUGCUCCUCACCAGCUGGGAACCCGGGCAUUCCAGCUCUUCCCCAGCAGCUGGGAACCCGGGCAUUCCGGCUCCUCCUCACCAGCUGGGAACCCGGGCAUUCCGGCUGCUCCUCACCCUGAGGGGUCUCUCUCCUGCAGGUAA
Molecule: messenger RNA, 2936 nt
Organism: Lepidothrix coronata (blue-crowned manakin)
Lineage: Eukaryota; Metazoa; Chordata; Aves; Passeriformes; Pipridae
Gene: SMARCC1
Product: SWI/SNF related, matrix associated, actin dependent regulator of chromatin subfamily c member 1
Biological process (GO): positive regulation of DNA-templated transcription
Cellular component (GO): npBAF complex; nBAF complex; SWI/SNF complex
Molecular function (GO): nucleosomal DNA binding; histone binding
Source: RefSeq, a predicted model, not a curated record